AUGUCUGAUUGGGCUAUUGAAGACGAAAACGUCAAAACAUGGGCAUUGGGUUCCCAAUGUACAUUCCCUCCAGAAUGGCGUGGUAAAUGGUACCAAAGUCAACUAGAAGAUGUCCAGAUACACCUUCAUAAUAUAACUCGUAUAGGACAUUGUGUACAGAAAGAAGAUAAUAAAUACCUAUUAUUUGAUAGGCAAAAUAGUUGUUUUCGAUGUUUAGUUUUUACUCCUCGUCAUAAAAAUAUUUUACAGUAUAAAGCAGCUGGCACAUAUCAUGAUAUAUAUCACUUCAAUGCACAUGCAGAUGAACGUGCGCGCAUGCAGUUCAAAUUACAAUUACAUCAGUUACUAGGUCGUCCCUAUUAA
Lottia gigantea (owl limpet) is the source of this 363-nucleotide messenger RNA. RefSeq lists its product as hypothetical. The record is from RefSeq and is a predicted model, not a curated record. Bases 1 to 363 code for a protein of 120 amino acids. Lineage: Eukaryota; Metazoa; Mollusca; Gastropoda; Lottiidae. The transcript has 4 exons.